GUCUUGUGUCUGUUUCUUUUUGCAGAGCAGAUUGAUCUGUGUCGUCUGAAUGAUAUCCAUCACACCCAGAGAAGUGCUACUCAACAUUUUGUGCGAGACUGUGUAUCCUUGAAGCGCAGCCGUCUCCGUGGGAGCGAUGAAUGUGGCCUUCUGCGGCGACAACUCCUCUGCCUACGACAUCAGCCACGGCUUCUUAAGGAACGUCUGCUUUCUAGAUGCCCUCAACUUGGUACCUCAUGUUUUCCUCUUAUUUAUCACCUUUCCUAUAUUGUUCAUUGGAUGGGGGAGCCAAAGCUCAAAGGUUCAGAUCCAUCACAACACAUGGCUGCACUUCCCCGGACACAAUCUGCGAUGGAUCCUGACAUUCACCCUCCUGUUUGUCCACGUGUGUGAAAUAGGCGAGGGCAUCGUUUCAGAUACACGGUUAGAAGCUCGCCAUUUGCAUCUCUUCCUUCCUGCUAUAAUGGGAUUUGUAGCCGCUACCACAUCUAUAGUGUAUUACCACAAUAUUGAGACAUCCAAUUUCCCAAAGCUGCUUCUGGCUCUCUUUCUGUACUGGAUCAUGGCCUUCAUCACCAAAACGAUCAAGCUGGUCCGAUACUGCCAAGAAGCGAUCUCCUUUGGCCAGCUGCGUUUCUGUAUCACCGGAAUCAUGGUCGUCCUGUACGGAUUGCUAAUGGCGGUGGAGAUCAAUGUGAUACGCGUGAGGAAAUACGUCUUCUUCCCGAACCCUCAGAAGGUGAAGCCUCCUGAAGAUCUUCAGGAUUUGGGUGUGAGGUUCCUCCAGCCAUUCGUCAACUUGGUUUCCAAGGCCACAUACUGGUGGAUGAACACGCUUAUCAUAUCGGCUCACAAGAAGCCCAUUGACCUGAAGGCCAUCGGGAAGCUGCCCAUAGCAAUGCGAGCUCUGACAAACUAUGUCUGCUUGAAAGAUGCCUACGAGGAGCAAAAGAAAAGAGUGGCCAGUCAUCCGAACCGUGUCCCAUCCAUCUGGCUCGCCAUAUAUCGGGCUUUUGGGCGGCCAAUCCUUCUCAGCAGUACGUUCCGUUAUUUAGCUGACCUUCUGGGGUUUGCUGGACCACUCUGCAUUUCUGGCAUCAUUCACAGUUUCUCCAUUGAGAACCAAACUAAGACAAACAAUAAUGAGACUGGCAAUACCACAGAAGCAAGUGAACAUACUAUAGAACCAUUCCUGACCUCCAGUGACUUCCUCAAAACCAAUUAUGUACUGGCAGUGCUCCUUUUCCUGGCCCUCAUUUUGCAAAGGACAUUCCUGCAGGCCUCUUACUAUGUUGCCAUAGAAACCGGCAUCAACCUCCGUGGGGCUUUACUGGCAAUGAUUUAUAACAAGAUCCUGAGACUUUCCACCUCCAACUUGUCCAUGGGAGAGAUGACCCUGGGGCAGAUCAAUAACUUGGUUGCAAUCGAAACAAAUCAACUCAUGUGGUUCUUGUUCCUGUGUCCCAACCUAUGGGCUAUGCCUGUUCAGAUCAUCAUGGGUGUGAUUCUGCUUUACUACUUACUUGGAUUCAGCGCCUUGGUUGGUGCUGCCGUCAUCGUCCUGCUGGCUCCGAUACAAUACUUCAUCGCGACAGAGCUGGCGGAAGCUCAGAAGAGCACCCUUGACUAUUCUACAGAGAGGCUGAAGAAAACCAAUGAAAUACUGAAAGGCAUAAAAUUGUUAAAACUGUAUGCUUGGGAAAACAUAUUCUGUAGAAGCGUGGAGGACACAAGGAUGAAGGAGCUUACAAGCCUCAAAACCUUUGCUCUCUACACAUCUCUCUCCAUUUUCAUGAAUGCAGCCAUUCCAAUCGCAGCUGUUCUUGCGACUUUUGUGACCUACACGUAUGCCGAAGAAGAAAAACUAACAACAGCACAGGCCUUUGCUUCUCUCUCACUGUUUCACAUCCUGGUUACGCCACUGUUCCUGCUCUCCACAGUUGUCAGAUUUGCUGUGAAGGCCAUCAUUAGUGUGCAAAAACUGAAUGAAUUUCUCGUAAGUGAUGAAAUUGGGGACGACAGCUGGAGGAACGGGGACAGUGCCUUAGCAUACGAACCUUGCAAGAAGCACUCUGGAGUUCACCCCAAAGUUAUAAAUCGGAAGCAGCCCUUGAGACAUCAGCUGGACAGCUGUGAGCAGCCACUAAGAAUAUCAAUGCAUCAUACAGACAUAGAUAGCUGUGCUAUCAAGGUAAUCAAUGGCUACUUCUCAUGGGGAAGUGAUGUAGCUACCUUAUCCAACAUUAAUAUCCGAAUUCCAACAGGCCAAAUGACGAUGAUCGUCGGUCAGGUAGGCUGUGGGAAAUCAUCACUUCUUCUUGCUAUCCUUGGUGAGAUGCAGACCUUAGAAGGCAAAGUUCAUUGGAGCCGUGCAAAUGAAACUGAGUCUUCUAUUGAAGCAAACCGGAGGAACCGAUACUCGGUGGCUUAUGCUGCCCAGAAACCGUGGCUACUGAACGCUACAGUGGAAGAAAAUAUUACUUUCGGGAGCACGUUUAAUAAACAGAGGUACAAAGCAGUCACAGACACAUGUUCUCUGCAGCCCGACAUUGACCUGUUGCCCUUUGGAGAUCAGACAGAGAUUGGAGAAAGGGGAAUUAACUUGAGUGGAGGCCAACGGCAACGCAUCUGUGUCGCUCGAGCGCUCUACCAAAACACCAACAUUGUCUUCCUGGAUGACCCAUUUUCUGCCUUGGACAUUCACCUGAGUGAUCACCUGAUGCAAGAAGGUAUCCUGAAGUUCCUUAAGGAGGACAAAAGGACCCUUGUAUUAGUGACUCAUAAACUCCAGUACCUGCCACAUGCUGACUGGAUCAUUGCCAUGAAAGAUGGGACUGUCCAUAGAGAAGGGACACUGAAAGACAUCCAGACUAAAGAUGUUGAGCUAUAUGAACACUGGAAAACCCUGAUGAAUCGCCAAGACCAGGAAUUAGAAAAGGAUUUGGAAACGGACCAAACCACUCUGGAAAGGAAGACCCUUCGAAGAGCUAUGUACCCCAGAGAAUCUAAAGCACAGCUAGAGGACGAGGAUGAAGAGGAAGAAGAAGAGGAAGAGGAAGAUGACAACAUGUCAACAGUAAUGCGCCUCAGAACAAAGAUGCCAUGGAAAACCUGCUGGCUUUAUCUCACCUCGGGAGGGUUCCUCCUGCUCUCCUUGAUGAUCUUCUCCAAACUCCUGAAGCACUCUGUCAUGGUCGCGCUCGAUUAUUGGUUGGCUCAGUGGACGUCAAAGAAUGAAAGUCAGGCCUUGUGUCCCGCAGAGGAACCUACUGGGAAGAGUUGCAAUGUAGCCGUGUUCACCACCCUUAGUGGUGCAGGAAUUGUCCUUUGCCUAGUCACAUCUUUGACAGUUGAAUGGAUGGGCCUCACAGCUGCCAAGAACCUUCACCACGAUCUCCUCAACAAGAUCAUCCUUGGACCAAUCAGAUUCUUUGACACAACACCCCUGGGGCUGAUUCUAAAUCGAUUUUCUGCUGAUACCAAUAUUAUCGAUCAGCACAUUCCCCCAACCUUGGAGUCUCUCUCGCGAUCCACUUUGCUCUGCCUUUCCGCAAUUGGGAUGAUUUCUUAUGCCACUCCAGUGUUUCUGCUUGCCCUUGUGCCUCUUGGGAUCGCCUUUUAUUUCAUUCAGAAGUACUUCCGCGUUGCAUCCAGGGACCUCCAGGAGCUGGACGACAGCACGCAGCUACCUCUGCUCUGCCACUUCUCGGAGACAGCGGAGGGCCUCACCACCAUCCGAGCGUUCAGGCAUGAACCCAGAUUUAAACAGCGUAUGUUGGAACUGACGGACACAAACAACAUUGCAUACUUAUUCCUUUCCGCUGCCAACAGAUGGCUGGAGGUCAGGACGGAUUAUCUGGGUGCUUUCAUUGUUCUCAUUGCAGCCGUGGCCGCCAUUUCUGAAAAGUCUACUUCUGGCCUCGUAGGAUUGGGUCUCCUCUAUGCACUGACAAUCACAAAUUAUUUGAAUUGGGUGGUGAGAAAUUUGGCUGACCUGGAAGUGCAAAUGGGUGCAGUGAGGAAGGUGAACAGUUUCCUCAGCAUGGAGUCUGAGAACUAUGACGGCACCAUGGAUAUUUCUCAAGUCCCCAAGGACUGGCCGCAAGAAGGAGAAAUCAAGAUUGAAAAUCUGUGUGUCCGAUAUGAAAACAAUCUGAAGCCCGUUCUCAAGCACGUCAAAGCUUACAUCAAGCCAGGACAGAAGGUUGGGAUCUGCGGUCGCACCGGGAGUGGGAAAUCGUCGCUGUCCUUGGCUUUCUUCCGGAUGGUAGACAUAUUUGAUGGGAGGAUCAUUAUCGAUGGGAUCGACAUUUCAAAGCUGCCGCUUGAUCUGCUGCGCUCCAGGCUGUCCAUAAUCCUCCAGGAUCCCAUCCUGUUCAGUGGUUCCAUUCGCUUUAACCUGGAUCCCGACUGCAAAUGUACAGAUGACACACUUUGGGAAGCUCUGGAGAUUGCCCAGUUGAAGAACAUGGUCAAGUCUCUGCCAGGGGGUCUAGAUGCUAUAGUAACCGAAGGAGGGGAGAACUUCAGCGUCGGUCAGCGGCAGCUCUUCUGCUUGGCCAGAGCCUUCGUACGCAAGAGCAGCAUCCUCAUCAUGGAUGAAGCCACAGCAUCCAUCGAUAUGGCCACAGAAAACAUUUUGCAGAAGGUUGUGAUGACUGCCUUUGCAGACCGCACAGUGGUAAUAAUCGCUCACCGGGUCUCUCACAUCCUGGAUGCGGACAUUGUCUUAGUUCUCUCUGAUGGCUUCCUCAUUGAGUGCGACACAGCAGCUAACUUGCUCCUCAAAGAGGAUGGCCUUUUCACCACUUUGGUAAAGACGAACAAAUAAGAACCCCUGGCCCAGGAUUCCUGCAGCAUUUCUGGCUUUCUGCAUCGGGUCCACACCAUCCUGACUGCAGACCUGGUCAUUGUGAUGAAACGAGGAAUCAUUUUGGAAAAUGACACCCCCGAGAACCUCCUGGCUCAAGAGGAAAGCAUCUUUGCAUCUUUUG
Messenger RNA from Varanus komodoensis (Komodo dragon), 4994 nucleotides. RefSeq names its product ATP binding cassette subfamily C member 9 (gene ABCC9). The record is from RefSeq and is a predicted model, not a curated record. The transcript has 40 exons. NCBI's taxonomy places the organism in Eukaryota, Metazoa, Chordata, Lepidosauria, Squamata, Varanidae. Gene Ontology annotation, molecular function: ATP hydrolysis activity; ABC-type transporter activity; ATP binding. Bases 137 to 4831 code for a protein of 1564 amino acids. Gene Ontology annotation, cellular component: membrane. Gene Ontology annotation, biological process: transmembrane transport; potassium ion transport.